Messenger RNA from Bombus impatiens (common eastern bumble bee), 2809 nucleotides. RefSeq names its product E3 ubiquitin-protein ligase TRIM71 (gene wech). The record is from RefSeq and is a predicted model, not a curated record. Gene Ontology annotation, molecular function: protein binding; zinc ion binding; ubiquitin protein ligase activity. Lineage: Eukaryota; Metazoa; Arthropoda; Insecta; Hymenoptera; Apidae. The transcript has 7 exons. Gene Ontology annotation, biological process: protein polyubiquitination; proteasome-mediated ubiquitin-dependent protein catabolic process. The coding region runs from base 159 to 2363 and encodes 734 amino acids.
GGAUUACGUAGCUGCAUGUACACGUACGCUCUGGAGGAGGUGGCUACGAUUAAAUCGUCUGCGCCCUGGAAUGCCGCCACAGUGGUGAAGUUAUCACGACGAGACAACAAUUCCAUAUUGAAUUUCCCGAAGUGUUUUAAUUACACACCUACAGCGUCAUGGAUCACAAUCACAAUUCUAGAUUAAAUUACUUCUUUCAUACUCCAAGCCGUCCACACAUCCCAGGACCGGAAGAUCCGAAUGCAGAACUUCUUAGGUUGGCCAAUGCAUACCGGCCGUCACUUAUCAGACCCGAUAAUCCCAGCGUAAGUCCACCAGGCACUAGUGCAUCGUCCCCAAACAGCAUGAACUCCCCACCCGGUUUCAGUGCAUCCCCAGAAGAAUGUAACAUGGAUAAAUUGAUUACCACUUUAGCACAAGUCUGCAGUGGUAGUUUGAGUAUAUCGAGUAUAUCGGGUAUACCGGGUAUACCGGGUAUAUCGGGUAUAUCGGGUAUAUCGGGUAUAUCGGGUAUAUCGGGUUCCCGCAGUGGUAGAUUCUUACAAGCUAACGAUAUAUGCAAGGAUUGUACUGAGAUACUUUGCGGAAAGUGCUCUAGGCGUCAGCGUUUGAAUCUUCCGGACGCAGAGAACGGGGCCGAAUGUGCUCCACCGCAAGAUGCACCGACGGAGGUACUGAACCCCGCAGUCGUUAAUCCAAAUUUGUCUCUUUUACAAAAGCCACUUUACUGCGAUAUUCAUCGUCAUGGUCAACGAUUAUUUUGUCAGACUUGUUGCGCACCUAUUUGCGUUGAGUGUGGAUUCCAACUUCAUCAGGACCACGCUACAAUUGAUUUCAAUAAAGCCAUUGAAGAAACUUGCAUUCAAGCGGGCCAGGUACUGAAAGACGCUAAGCUUGGAGUUUCGAUCCUCACGGAUGAAUUAGAUAAUGUGCAAGUAGCGGCAGAACUGUUAGAUCAAAAAGCAAGACAAGCAGCUGCAGAUUUGACGAUGUGCACGAAAAGAAUAGCUGCCGCUUUGGAGGCGAGAGAAAGAGAACUGUUAGACAGUAUCGAGAAAGCCAGAAUUGAAAAAUAUGCUGCGCUACAGGAAAGAGAGGAGGGGAUCAGAAAUGGAAUAAUGCGACUAACUCGAGCUGCUGACAAAAUUAGUGAACUUAUAGAGAACAGAGCUUAUAUUAACAAUCCAAUGAAUCUAACAAUUACCAAGGAUAUGGCUUCAGCUGAGAUUUUUCAAAUCUAUCAGAACUAUCGAUCCCUUCCAUCUCAUGAUGAAAACUGGAUCUCUUUCAAUGCUAUGGAGAUGAAUGUAAUGGGCGCUAUAGCAAGUUUUGGAAGCAUUAUGGUGAAUAAUCCGGGACCUAUAGGCGAUCGACGACCUCUGAGACACCAUGAAAGUCCGCGUCCUAUGCUCUUUGAAUAUAGAUACUGUUUUUUAUCAGUUUCACCAAUUGGAGGAAGACCAAUUGCUUUAAGCGAUUCGCCCGUCGUAGUAAAUCGAGGCCAUGAUGUGCCAAUGAAAGCCCCAACAAUAAUUGGAAACAGCGGUGAUAUUGAUGACAAUCUGUGCCGACCAUGGGGCGUAGCAUGUGAUGAAAAAGGACAUAUAGUCGUUGCAGAUAGGUCAAACAAUCGUAUUCAAAUAUAUAAACAAGAUGGUUCCUUUCUAAGAAGAUUUGGUGCAUAUGGUACCGGACCAGGAUACUUUGAUCGCCCGGCUGGCGUAGCCGUCGAUGCACGUCGCCGUAUAAUUGUAGCUGACAAAGAUAAUCAUCGUAUACAGAUUUUGACGAUGGAUGGCCAAUUUCUUCUAUGUUUCGGCGAAAAAGGCAGCCGCUGUGGUCAAUUCAAUUAUCCAUGGGAUGUGGCUGUGAACGGCGAAUGCCAGAUAGCCGUGUCCGACACUAGAAAUCAUCGCGUCCAGUUAUUCAGUCCUGAGGGCACUUUCCUACGAAAAUACGGCUUCGAAGCCUCGCCGAAUAUGUGGAAGCAUUUUGAUUCACCGCGUGGCGUUGCUUUCAAUCCCCAAGGCAAGGUUGUUACCACUGAUUUCAAUAAUCACAGACUAGUGGUUAUCGAUGCCGAUUUCGUAACCGCCAAAAUUUUCGAGUGCAAGGUCGCUGGUGGUAACAAACAGUUCCUGAGACCACAAGGUCUGGCGAUCGACGAUGAUGGAAACAUUAUCGUAGCUGACUCUAGAAACCAUCGAAUACAGAUAUUCGACAAGUCUGGUAUGUUGAUAAAACGAUACGGCAGCUACGGUAAGGGCGAUGAAGAAAUGGACAGACCAUCGGGGAUAUCUUUAUGCCCCGACGGUAAAAUCGCCGUCGUAGAUUUUGGUAACAACCGUCUCCUUCUUAUUUAAACGAUCGAUCGGUUGUAGAAAUAAGAGAGGGGAUGGCGGGAAGAAGGCGGCAGUAAGAAUAAGAUUUUAUAUAUGGGGGAUAAAGAAAAAAAAAAAAAAAAUUACGCGACGAUUGCGAACACAACAACUGUUUGAUAUUUUAGAAGCAAGCGUGUAACGCUUUAGUCAGACAAAUUAUUAGAGACAUAUUUUCUUACUAAUUAUAUAUUUUAUGAAAAUCCGUAUAGAUUCUUUUCGAAACUUCGGAUUGUCUAUGUGCCAAAUACACAAGUACAAAAAAAAAAAAGAAACUUUCAGAACUUUUCGUUCUGAAAUCAUAUCGCUAUGGAUGUUCUCAUCUGUGGCGAAUAAGCACAACGUGGAAAUAACGUUUCUCUAUAGAUGUUCCGUUUGGAGAGGAAUAUUAUUUUUACGUUAUUACGUACUUAACGUUAUCUGUAAAUUCA